GGGCAGUAGCAGUCCGCGCGUCGUCCGGCGACGAUGGACCCCGAGGACCGUUCGUGGCCGACUGCGCUCCUAUUGGCUGUGGCUGUGUCGGUGCUGCUGAGAACCUCCGGAGCGGCUGUUUCGAGCAACCGAGGCGGAGGAGUAGACGAGGCAGAGAGGGGGUUGGGCCCUGCUCCAGUCGCAGCGACGCGGAGGGCCGCCGGCGCAGACAGACUGCGCUUCCAGAGGCAGCCCUGCUCGUGCCAGACCAGGGAGUGCGGCUGCUGCGCCACCAUCCUGGUCCAGCGGUUCAACUUCAGCCAGAGAGGCUGUCUCAAUCUGUCGGUGGACCCAAGUAACCUGUCCAUGAAGAUGAAAGUUUACCUCAACAACAAAACAGUGUUCCAGCAACAGAUUUCAGGUCGCAACCCGCCGCCCAUCUGCGUGCCCGUGCCGCAGUUCCCGCUGCUGAUGCUGUGCGCGCGCCUCUACGACGUGCGGCUCGAGGGAAACAACGUGCACGCCUGCAUCAACCUGGAGGCGCAGCUGCAGGGCAUACCGCUGCUCGUCGUGUCCUUCGACUGCGUGCGCUUCGGCGCCGACGGCUUCGCGGUGGAGAAGACCCAGGCGGGGGAGCCCCUCAAGGUCACCUCGGAGGGUUCCCCCACCACGGCGACCGAGAAGCUUCAGGGGGUGGGCCAUUUCAAGGUCACCUCGGAGAGUACCCCCACCACGGCGAACGAGAAGCUUCAGGGGGUGGGCCAUUUCAAGGUCACCUCGGAGAGUACCCCCACCACGGCGACGACGGAGAAGCUUCAGGGGGCGGGCCAUUCCAAGGUCACCUCGGAGAGUACCCCCACCACGGCGAACGAGAAGCCCCAGGCGGGGGAGCCCCUCAAGGUCACCUCGGAGGGUUCCCCCACCACGGCGACCGAGAAGCUUCAGGGGGUGGGCCAUUUCAAGGUCACCUCGGAGAGUACCCCCACCACGGCGACGACGGAGAAGCUUCAGGGGGCGGGCCAUACCAAGGUCACCUCGGAGAGUACCCCCACCACGGCGAACGAGAAGCUUCAGGGGGCGGGCCAUUCCAAGGUCACCUCGGAGAGUACCCCCACCACGGCGAACGAGAAGCUUCAGGGGGCGGGCCAUUUCAAGGUCACCUCGGAGGAUACCCCCACCACUGCGACCGAGAAGCUUCAGGGGGCGGGCCAUUCCAAGGUCACCUCGGAGGGUACCCCCACCACUGCGACGGAGAAGCCGCAGACUGCGAGCUAUACCAAGGUGACCUUGGCUGCUUACCCCACCACGACCAUGAAGCUCGGGGAAAGAAGGCAUGGUCUCCGCGGUAAUCCGGCAGCGCUCUCACCGGUACAGACCUGAUGAAUGGUCGAGAAGGACACAUUGCCUGGAAGUCUUUCAACUUUAAAGCGGUAACUCCGAUGCAAACUGCAGUAACAGCUGUCACCCACUUGCCAUAAUUUUUUUUUAAACAGUAUACCCUUAAGUUAUAUUAAAACUAAAUAUCACAGAUUUAUCCAGUGACAAAGCUAAAUGCAGUUAGCUAUUAUAGUUUAGUAUGCAUGCAUUCAGUAUGCUUUAAUAUAAUGAAAAAAAAAAUACAAUUUCUGACUAAAAUGAAACGUUCAAAAUAUAAUGUUUCCAACAUCUGUAUUGCCUUAGAAAUACCAUACUGUUGUCGAAGUUUUCGUAAGUUUACAAUAUUUAAUACUUUUUAGUAGUUUUUGAGGACAAUAACUAAUUCAAAACACGUUUCAACAGUCUAAGCACAUGGCAGGCAAGGUCCUUACAUAGAUUUUUUUUUUUUUUAGCUCAUGGCGGGCUCUUAAAAUCUAAUACUUGCCCUGUGCUAGUAAACCAUCUGAUAUUUACCUUGUGAUAUUAAACCAUCUGAUACUUUCCUUGUGAUAUUAAACCAUCUGAUACUUUCCUUGUGAUAGUAAACCAUCUGAUACUUUCCUUGUGAUAGUAAACCAUCUGAUACUUUCCUUGUGAUAGUAAACGAUCUGAUACGUACGUAUAACCUUAUUUAUUAAUAAUAUUUAUUUUUAAUAUUACUAUGAUAAACUUCGUGUUAGAGUUUCAUGUUAUAAGUAUAGUGAUAAGUGUAUUUGGGUGAAGCAGUGGUGUGGCCCUUUCUUCACUUGCGGACAGCCUACGAUUCACAAAUACUUCCUUGAACGCCCGAAUAUUUGUGUAGGUACGUGUAUCUUCGCGUAUUUUUUUUUUCAAGUAGCAAAUCUCGUUGAUUGAAAGUGCGACAUAAAUGUAUCAAGGAAACAAAACAAACUUAAACCAUUAAUUUAGAGAAAAAUAUUAAUGUAAAAAUUGCAGCAAGUAUCUUUGGCACGUCACUUGAUAGUACACUGCAAUUUGUUUUUAAAUUACAGAUAUUUGUAAAUUUGUACAUGUACAUGGCAACAACUGUACCAUUACAAAAUAGUGUUUGCAGUAAUACUGGGUUCGGACUUUAACCCGGGCAUUUAUGCUUUGUGUUGUAACAGUGCCUAAAAUAUUUAAAGUUAUGUGUUAACCAUUCCCUGAAUAGAUCACCAGUAUUAAAUGCGCACACUAAUAAAGCAUAAUAAAAUCAAAA
Messenger RNA from Bacillus rossius redtenbacheri, 2593 nucleotides. RefSeq lists its product as uncharacterized. Bases 34 to 1359 code for a protein of 441 amino acids. The transcript has 5 exons. NCBI's taxonomy places the organism in Eukaryota, Metazoa, Arthropoda, Insecta, Phasmatodea, Bacillidae. The record is from RefSeq and is a predicted model, not a curated record.